UUUCACCAGCAAGAAUAAAUCUACAAAAUGAAUAAUAUUUUAUUCUGACUGACGACACCUUUUGUUGUGGCCUUAGACUUUAAGGAGUUAAAAUCUGGUCUGUCAGGUCCUGAGCAUAUUUAGAAUUUUCACCUGUUGUGCUCAGGUGGAGAGGAGUGAGUCUGCACAGUCUGUUUUCCUCUGAACAUUUAUUUUCAGCCCUUCAGUCUUAGGCCAGUUUUUUUUUUUUUUUUAAUCGUUUUUUUUUUAAUCAAAGCAGCAGAAAACACUACUGCAAAACACCGGACGUGGGUCAAUUUUUCAAAAUAAUUCCCCAAAUGACGAAGAUACACUAGUUCUAGGUUUUAAUGUAUUAUAAACCAGAGCUUUGAACUAGUUAAUUCCAUUUAUUGUCAUUUACAUUUAAAAGCAGUAAUUUAGCCAAAUAUAUUUGAUUGGAUAAAACGGAUGUUUUGAUCUUAUUCUUUUAAUUUUAAUAAGUUGAUAGUUUUGGGUAUCAAGCCAACUAACUGUAUUACACUGUACUAAACGAAAUGAUUCUGUGAUUCCUAAUUUGAAUAAACAACAAACUUCAUUUUUUUUCUGAUCAUAAAAUGGGGAGUGAAUUCAUUUAGAACAUUAAUAUUUAUGUUACGAGUUUAUCUCUGUCUGUUGGUUGAUAGAAGAACAAAAUAAUGUUGAGUAAAGGGGUUUUACAAUAAGUUUUGUCUUUAUUACCCGUGAACUUGCUUUUAUUGUGAAAAUCACAGCCAACAGUCAUGGGUUAUGGAAGCUAACUUCCUGUUUUAGCUCUCGGUGUUUCGCCGUCGCUCAGCGGGGCGACGCUCGCCUUCCGACCGCCGAGCAGCGCGGUGGAUUUAGCAGCACGGACUCGCGUGGAAUCCAUCUCCAGUGGAUGAACCGUAAAUGUUCGCAUUAUCGCCGCAGGAACCUGCAGGGCGGCGCGAGUUUACAAACGGAGAUCGGAAGAGCGACGGGGAGCAAACUUGAGGAAAACCAGGAACCAUGUUGGCCAAGAAGGUCAGGACGGAGUACAUGAAGAAGUUCAAAGACCCCAAAUGGGAGACCUUCUCCAAGUGUUACGAGGACUCUCUGAGGUACCGUCUGACCCGGAGGGUGAUGGAGCAUUCCCACAAGCCCUGGUUCUGGGAAGGCUGGGACAGCGGCUCCGACUCCAGCGGCUGGUCCACUCCAAAACUGACCCGGAACAAAGUGGCUCCUCUUCCUCUUCCUCCUCCUCCUCCAGCUUCCUCCUCAGAGGUCAAGCAGAGGCUCCUGGACCUAAAGCCGAAGGUGCGUCCUGAAGAGGAAGAGGAGGGAACGGGAGGAGCGCCGCCUGUGGAGGACCUACAGACUGGAGGUGAGGAAGCAUCCAUCGUGGUGAACGGCGUGAACGGAGCCGGCGAGGCUUUGGGAACAGCGGCGCCAGCCACCAGUGGACCCUCGGACGGGUCGGCGACAGACAACGGGCCCGCCGACUCAGCGUCUUCCGACGGAGAGCCGCGGAACCCGGCACCGCGGAGACGGCACCGGUGCAGAGUCUCUCGCUCUGAGCCAGCACAACAGGCCGGUUCCCAUGACGACAAGACAGCCGGCCUCAAGAAACCCAGAGCCAAGAGCCAACCGCCGUUCAGCACCAAGGAGAGCCGGAGAGCGUCCAGCCGUCUGGACUGGACCGAGAGGAUGACGGAGAGCCACACGUUCGAUGCCUGCACUCAGACCCGCCGGGAGGCGGACAAGCGCCCCCCCGACCUGGACCGGCGGCGGGCCCGAUCGGCGGACCUGGAAAAGAGGCGGCGGAAGCAGUUGGUGGCGGCGGCGGAGGACCGCUGGACGACGGAGUACAUGCGCUGCUUCUCUGCCCGGGUCAGGUAGAGACGGAUCCGCCCGGACUCCCGAAAACACCUGAUCCGGAAGCAGAAAUCUGACGAUGCUUUGAAGGGCGAGCGCUCAGGAAGUGGGCGGAGUUUAAAAUCCAAACAUGGCGUUUCUCGUUU
This is a messenger RNA of Oryzias latipes (Japanese medaka), 1997 nucleotides long. RefSeq names its product centriole, cilia and spindle-associated protein a (gene ccsapa). Gene Ontology annotation, cellular component: ciliary basal body; cytoskeleton; spindle. NCBI's taxonomy places the organism in Eukaryota, Metazoa, Chordata, Actinopteri, Beloniformes, Adrianichthyidae. Gene Ontology annotation, molecular function: microtubule binding. Gene Ontology annotation, biological process: regulation of mitotic spindle assembly. The record is from RefSeq and is a predicted model, not a curated record.